Molecule: messenger RNA, 3216 nt
Organism: Harpia harpyja (harpy eagle)
Lineage: Eukaryota; Metazoa; Chordata; Aves; Accipitriformes; Accipitridae
Gene: CENPM
Product: centromere protein M
Exons: 5
Coding region: 423-986 (187 amino acids)
Source: RefSeq, a predicted model, not a curated record
GGGCAGCGGGACGCCCGGCCGCAGGCCCGCGGCGGGAGCGCAGGGGGUCCCUCUGCCGCCCUGGCCUCGGGACGGAGCCAAAGCAGCGGCUGUGAUGCGGGUUCACGGAAAGUUUCUGCUGCAGAAGGGCCCGCACGGAAACUGCCUAUAAGUGCAGCUUCUCGCCAAGCGGCGGUGGUGGGAGCCGGAGGGUGCGGGCUUCAGAGAACGAGCUUGGCUGUUGUGGGCACCGGAGGGCACUGCUGCACGGCACGGAUGUGGCGGGCCUCUGCGGAAGGCAUACUGCUCAGUCUUCAGGGCACGCGGCUCGGGCGUGAUUAGAAACGGGGGUGGAACUAAUUCUCGCGUUCGUCACGUUCACUGUGCACGUACCAUUGCCCUUUGGAUGGUGCAGUGAUGUUUGACUACUAAAUUGGAAGGGUAUGAGAGGAGCACAGGUAUUUUUUUGUCUCCUGCGAGACGGGCAUAUACAGGAAUUAAACACCCUGGGACGAAAUGGGACAAGUACAACGCUUGCAACUACUUGCAACCAAACAAGUUUUCCUGAAAGAUGUCCUUUACUUUUGGUGCUUUUCAGAGCCAUUUUCUGUCAUCUUGCUACAUCCCUUCCCUUACCUCCAGAGAGGGAUCACCUUCGGCCAAGGAUAGAUCUGGUUGCGUUUAUGAUUGACAUCAAGAGCAAAUACAGCUUGAAGAAUGUUGAAGCUUCCCUAGCAUAUGUGGAUGACAGCUUCUUCCUGGGGAAAGUAUGCUUUCUUGUUGCUGGGGUUGGCAGGGUGAAUUACUGCAGUGUAGAGAUGAAUGCCAUCCGGAACCUGGGAGAAGUCUACUGCAGCCCUGUGCUAUUCUGUGAGCUGGAGGUGGAAGGGUCACAAGUUGCCACUGCUCAGCGACUUCUACGGAUGUUAGAGAUCUGUGCUGGUCACGUACCAGGAGUUUCUGCCUUGUCCUUUAGUUCACUGAUGAGAAACUGUGCUGAUGACUAGCUUCUCAUUGUGAGAAUUCAGCCACAUUCAUCAGUUUUUUCACUUCAGGCAUUCAAGCUGCUGCAGUUGGAAUCACAUUGGGAAGCUUUUUUUGCCUGACUUGUCAUGACCACUCGUCCAGAGCUGUUUCUAGUUGCUAGUCUCUCAAGAAAAGCUUGAUUUGUGUUCAGUGGAUAACAUAGGUGCUGGGAGGAGGGCAGUUUGAAUUGGGGAUUCCUGUCCAUUAUUACAUCGGAAUCCCAUUUCAUGAUCAAGUUUGAGUUUUACCCACUUUGCCAGUGGCCAGGAGCUACAUGUUUUACUGAGAGAAUACUGGAAGAACGGGCCACUAUCCCAAAUGCCGCAUGUCACGGUUGAGUAUCUUCAUUUCAGUAUCACCAGAGUACUAGAGAAGAGGCAGCAGGCUCCUGCUUCCUUUCAGUUGAAAUACAGCACCUUAGACUAAUGUGAAACCUCACUGCCAGGUUUUGUCUCCCCACCAAGAGAAAAACGGGGAAGAAAGGCUGUCCUGCAGCUUCUAGAUAGACUGCACUUGGUAGUUAGUGAUCCAGCUGUGUGAGCAUCUGCCCAGUGAAGGGCUUAGUAUUUCCAUGCCUGAUACCUAAUUGGGGAGGAAGGGACUAAAAAAGAUAAUCUAGCACUUUAGCUUUCUUUUAGACCUUUAGAGAAAAAGGCUCCAUCUAUCAAGCCCAGGAUGACCCUAGCAACCCAGGCUCUGGGGCUGACCAGAGAUGAAACACAGCAGACUGGACUAUAGCAAUGUACAGAAAACACGUGUCUUUUGCAAGUUGGGCAUAUGCUGUGUAUAAUCCUUUAACUAACAGGUUCUUAUCAGUAGUAAUGCAUGCCUUAUUCUUACUGCAAGUCAGUAGUGUGUUUUGGAGUUCUAAGUUAAUAAAGUGUUUACUAUUGAAUAAUUAGUUGCAUGCUCUUUGUUUAGGUGUGUGGCACGGGCUCUUAAAACCUAUGAACACUUGCCCCAGUUGGCCCUGGCAGUAAGGCUGGUCCUCGCUGGCAGUUUGCGCUUGUUUGGCAGUGGGCUGCAGUCAAGCUUUCAGCCACGUGAUGGCAGCAAAAGCUUUCUGAAUGUAAUCCUUCCUGCCUACUGAGUUGUGUCACCUCCAAAAUACAGUGUUUCUUGAAAUGCUGGGAUGUUUCUUACCCAGAAUUGCAUGCCAGGUAGAAAUGAAGCCUAGAGAGAAUGUGUUAAGCUCCCCUCUGGUUUAAUUUAUUUAAUCCCUAAUAGUCUGCUUUAAUGUUCCUAGGUGCAGAGCUCUAGCUGCGUGUGCUGUUUCACUUAGCUUGUUUCUGACAUCUGUCUGUGAGCAGGAAAAAGCAGAAAGCAGCACUGCAGGCUUAAUCAGCUGUGAGUGUUGGCAGUCCUUGCAAAGAGCUCAGCAAGGCACAAAGCCUGUAUCCUUGCUCAGAGGACACGCAAAUCCUAGCUCCAGUUGUACUGUUGCUGGCGGGGGAGGGCUAAGUUGUUUGUCAGCUGGAACAAAAUGAGCUAAACCAUUCAGUUGUGUCACAGUGCCCAAAAGGGCUGGACUCUGGCUAAAACCCAAAGGAGAAAGACAUGUGCAAGCUUGUGGCCAUGUAAGAAGGAUUGGAAGCUUAAUGGGCAUGCCCUACUUUUCAGCUAGCUUUGUGAUCCUGAAGGUACUAGCCAGGACUUUGCCACCAGAGAGGGGCAAUCAUGCUGAGAAACAAGUUUCUCUGUUGGUUAUGCUGUCUCAGUCUUGCUCUCGCUUUGGGUCCCUCAAAAUAAAUGAGACCAUGGUUUAGAAUAGACUGGUUUCGAUUUGCUCUUGAUGUGCAGGUGCAGUCUGGGGGAGGGAAGGAAGGGCUGCGGCAUGAAGUGAGCCAGUCUUUCGUGUCCUCCACAACUGCUGUAAGGUAAGGAGGCUCUUCUGUCUGCUAGGUUGCUCUCCAGUUGCUUCUAAUAACUAUUGGAUUUGGGUAAAAUCCCUUCAGCCUUGAGUAAUUUCACUGUGCUUUCUUAACUGGUGAAAAUGAAACUUUCUUUGGUUCACCCAGAAUGCUUUGUAGCAACCGACACAUGCUAUUGUCCAUUCCUGUACCUUCAAACUGGGGUUUUUUUCCACUGCUGUGUUUCAGAUGCAGUAUUUCUUUCCUUCUACUACUUUCAAAGAAGAAAGAUGCUGUUUGUACUUCCUACAGGUGGCCGAAUCCCAGCUGGUACAAAAUAAAAUCUCGUUCCUUAAGAGCA